This is a messenger RNA of Cyclocybe aegerita, 1311 nucleotides long. NCBI's taxonomy places the organism in Eukaryota, Fungi, Basidiomycota, Agaricomycetes, Agaricales, Hemipholiotaceae. The record is from the annotation of a GenBank genome assembly.
AUGAAUUCGUAUUCUAUACUCUACCACGAGGAGCAGACCUUCAGAAGACCCACUAUUUCAAGCGACUGGGGGCGUUUCGACUACUAUGCGCCAUUUGUAAGGCAGCUCGGAGGCUUGGACCCUCUAGAACGCUCGCCUUCAGCCUUCUUCGUAAUGGACGACGUUAUCCGCCAUGCCCUCGAACAGAGACACACGGUGCUUCUCCCUAAUCUUAGGACAAGUGUUGUUUCAAGCAACGACCUCGAAUAUACCUCCCUCUUCCUCACUCCCUCCGUCCACACCUUCUGCUUGAUAAUGCAUCCCAAGCACCUUCAACAGCUCUCGCACCUAGCUAUCGGGAUACCCCUCGAAGCUGCCAAUAUAAAGAUACUACGCCUUUCCCAGAGCACCCAAUGGAAGACACAGCAGCAAGCGCUGUUCACGCACGCUCUUGCGGAGCUUCUCUGUGGCCUCGACCUCGAGGUGUUUCACUGCGAGUGGUUCUCGCUGUCCGACGAGAUGAUGGCCACCAUACUUAGAAUGCCCAGCCUCCGUGAGCUGACCGCUUGCAAAGAGGCGGUGGCCGUGUCCCAAAUUCUAGAGGCAAAACCUCUCUCGAAGCCGCAGAUCAGGAAGUUCGUGCUCUGGACUCAUAAUCUUAGUGGAACUUCCCUCCCGACGAUUCUUACCAACAUCUUUCCCUCCAACCUCACUGAAUUCCGCAUCCAGUCUUCGUCCGGAAUAUGUACUCAGGACAACCUGUGUUCGCUCAUCCUCGCCAUCGCAUCUUACUGUUCCAGAACAUCCUUGGUCGACUUCGCCCUCGAGGAAGAAGCCGGCGUCGCCAACGAGGACGACGCCUUACCCUGCCCCAUCACCUUCGACACCUUGAAGCCGUUAUUCCAGUUCACCGAUCUACGAAAGUUGUCUCUCAUGCAUCCCUUCGACCUAAGUGACGCCGAGGUCAAGGAAAUGGCUCAAUCUUGGCCGCGAAUCGAGCUGCUUUACUGUGAAAACAAUCGGGAGGAUCUCGAGCCAAGAACGACGCUGGCCGGCCUCCUGUGGCUCGCGACUUAUUGCCGUAAGCUUGAUUCGCUGUCCUACAGCUUUACAGGGAGUGGCGUGUUGCCUGAGGAACUUAUGGCAAAGGCUGCUGGCCAUAAUCUUGCUUUUCUUUCCGUUGGAUGGUCGCGCAUUGACAAUCCUAGCGAGGUGUCCGACUUCUUGAACACUGCGUUUCCUAAGCUAGUGCUUCUCCUUUGGGGCGCUGAGCCCGACUCGGUGGAUAGCGAGCGUUGGCAGGAGGUGCAGGCACAGAUACAGCGGGCAUAA